CCGUACGACGUCAUCAGUUCGGAUGUCAGCACUUGCACGCGGCAGUGACACUUGUAAAUAGAGUUGUAGGUUAGUUCAUUUUGAAAGAGUUCCAUAUAAUUCUCAUGUCUGCAGUGUGACAAUUGCAGAUAUUUAUGAAACAAUUGAAUCAUGGCAGGGAGUCGACUUGAAAAGUUCGGCACCGUGUUCACACGAGUGAGAGAUUUAAUGCGUGCUGGCGUGAUCAAAGAGAAAGACAAACCGAUUUGGUACGAUGUGUACGCUGCAUACCCACCUAAGAGAAACCCGCUCUACGUGAAACCAUUUUCCAAGACACUCCCAAAGACUGAGGAUAAAGUGCCAGAAAUAUUCUACAGAGAGGAUGUAAUCCGAUCGAAAUUCUAUAACACAUACGGGACUGGUCCCAGAACGUUCGACCUAUCCAGGUCCAACUUCGUGUCAACAUGUCAAAGGUUUGUGGAGAAGUACAAUGAGCUGCAAAGCACUGGAGACUUUGAAGAAGACGCCCUCUUUGAGGAGACCAGUAAGGCACUUCUUGCCGAAGGCCUUUUGCUCAGGAGAAAGGGUAGUCCCACGGUGGCGGCAGAACACAGAAACCCUGUACUGGGCAUGAAACUGACCGAUAUGUUGGCCGAGAAACAGCAAACCAACUCGGCAGCGGACGAAACGACAUCAACUCUGAGGGAGCAGACAGAGACAGAAAUACAGACCAUAGAUCACAAACCGUCCUAAAUACAGACCUGCACAUUCAGCUCCUUCCUGUGCUGUACAAGACCACAGAGCAUGAGUAUUAUCAAAGUGCUUUUGUUUUAUCAACUGCUAAUUCAAUACGGCUUUGUCUGUAAUUUCAUAAAUGACCUUGGCUACAUUUUUGAAUUUACACAUGAUUGCCGAUAAGUUACUGCGAUGAAUGCUUCAAGAAAUGUGCGGUGAAAGGACUGGAGGACCAUAGUGGCCAGUCCUGUCAGCUUUAUGCUGUGGAUGCUCUGUCCUGUGUGUUUCUGCUUCACCUUUGUGACAUUUUGACCACAUGUUAUAUGCAUAAAAUGACCCAACUAAUAAAAACGUAUUUACAAGGUCA
Clupea harengus (Atlantic herring) is the source of this 1081-nucleotide messenger RNA. It is a transcript of the gene mrps23, whose product is annotated as mitochondrial ribosomal protein S23. Gene Ontology annotation, molecular function: structural constituent of ribosome. The record is from RefSeq and is a predicted model, not a curated record. Lineage: Eukaryota; Metazoa; Chordata; Actinopteri; Clupeiformes; Clupeidae. Gene Ontology annotation, cellular component: ribosome; mitochondrion. Gene Ontology annotation, biological process: translation.